Messenger RNA from Bipolaris sorokiniana ND90Pr, 905 nucleotides. RefSeq lists its product as uncharacterized. The transcript is spliced from 2 exons. The record is from RefSeq and is a predicted model, not a curated record. Bases 1 to 585 code for a protein of 194 amino acids. Lineage: Eukaryota; Fungi; Ascomycota; Dothideomycetes; Pleosporales; Pleosporaceae.
AUGAAGUGGCUUUUCCUUAUUCUACCCUUCAUGGGAAGUGUCCUUGCACUGGUACCUCGCGAGCCACAAGCAGCAUCCGCAGCAUGCACUUGCGACACCGUAUUCUGCACCCAAGUCUGGCCCGACUCCUGCUACUGCGCCAACGAUGCCAAAAAUGCGUGUUAUGAAAAAUGCGGUGGAAGCCCUCCAACAUACGAUACCUGUCCUCCUCGGGGCAUAAUAGCACGCACGCCACAAGAAGCAGCACCAACGCCCGCACCCACGCCUAUGCCCCCGUCUACCUGCAUCUGCGAACCCGUCUUCUGCCUAGACUCCUGGCCUGAGUCCUGCUACUGCAACAACGCCGUGAAGAAAAACUGCUACGAAAAAUGCGGCGGCGAAAUACCAAAGUACCAGACGUGCCCGCCGCGCGAAGUCGUCCCAAAACCAGAUCCCGUCCCCAAACCAGACUCCACAGAGUGCCAGUGCCCAGAAAUAAACUGUAUCCAAUCCUUCCCCGAAGGAUGCUACUGCGCCAACAACGCCAAACUACAAUGUUACAAGAAAUGCGGCGGCGAAGAGCCAGUCCUUAGUAGCUGUGAUUAACUUUUAGACCUAACCAUAACCACCAAGUCUUGCCGCGCUGCUCAGCCCACCCCAGCAAACCGCGUCUGCGCCGGCCCCCUUCCCAGCCUAUCCAUCUGAUCAGCUCUAUAUUGCGAAUCCGCUGAGACCCGGCUCAUGUGGCCCGUUGUACGGUGACCCGGGCAUUUGUGUCGAGGACGUCAUGUGUGGUGAGAUUGCGGGGUUGACGCGUAAGUAAGAGGGCGGGGACAGAUUUGCGUGGAUGAUCCUUGGGAUGAUUGUUAUCUUGAUCGGGGAGGCUACGGACUGUACUGGGAUGUGUCGAACAGGUUUUGGUAAUG